Linum tenue is the source of this 414-nucleotide messenger RNA. The record is from the annotation of a GenBank genome assembly. NCBI's taxonomy places the organism in Eukaryota, Viridiplantae, Streptophyta, Magnoliopsida, Malpighiales, Linaceae.
AUGUCGAUGCCACUGGGCCAGCAGCAGCAGCAGCAGCAGCCUGAAAUGGGGCAGGAGCCUUUCGCCAUCCACUCGUCGUCGUCCUCUCACGCUUCGAUCGGGCCGGUCAUCGCGGUGCUGGUGGUGAUCAUGAUUCUCGGCAUUGUGGCAGUGAUGAUUGGAAGGCUGUGUUCUGGAAGGACCAUACUGGGGUAUGGUCAGUACGAUAUAGAGAGCUGGGCAGAGACCAAAUUCUCAUCUUGCAUUGACGGAAGGAUUACCACCACCACCACUCCACCGCCGGCCGCCGCCACAAGAGCUCCACAUCCUCCGGCGGGUGACAAUGCAGUAGCUUCCCCUGCUACCACUAGUACUACUCCUGCUCAUGAAGAACAAGAAGAAGAUGACGAUGAUGAGGCUAAUGCAGCAGCUUAA